Messenger RNA from Orbilia oligospora ATCC 24927, 1308 nucleotides. RefSeq lists its product as uncharacterized. Gene Ontology annotation, molecular function: protein-folding chaperone binding. The transcript has a single exon. Lineage: Eukaryota; Fungi; Ascomycota; Orbiliomycetes; Orbiliales; Orbiliaceae. Gene Ontology annotation, biological process: protein stabilization. The coding region runs from base 1 to 1308 and encodes 435 amino acids. The record is from RefSeq and is a predicted model, not a curated record.
AUGUCCGCCGACCCUGCAAAUCUAGCAGCCAAGGGUGCCGCCGCCCUCUCCUCACAAGACUACCCCGCCGCCAUCUCCUACUACUCCCAAGCAAUCGAACGCAUCCCCACCUCCGUAGACUACUACAUCAAACGAUCCACGGCCUACCAACGUGCUUCAUCCUACUCAGAUGCUCUCUCAGACGCCGAAAUAGCUGUAGUCCUAGCUCAACGUAAGGGUAACCGGGAUCAGCUGUCUACAUCCCAGCUGCGAAGGGGUAUUGCCUUACUUUUAAUGCAGCAGUAUGGUGAUGCUGGUGCAUGUUUCGCAUGGGCUGAGAAGUAUAAUGAGAAGGAUAAGAGUAUUCCGUUUUGGCAGAAGAAGUUGGAAGUAGACCUUUCCAAGCUUUUGGAUGAUGAUGAUAGGAGGGAGGUUACGGUCACGGAAAUCCCAAAUAGGGAAAUCCCUAAACCUUCAAAACCUACUUCUUCGACUUCCGCGUCUAAAUCAGCAGGAGACAGCGGUAGAGUCGAAGAACUUCCCGAUGACUACGAAGAAUCAAAGAAGACCCAGAAAGUCGAAUCAACUCCCGCUGCCGUCGAACCACCAAAACCUACCGUCCCAGCCGGUGUCAGCACUCCAGCAGACAAAAUCCGCCACGAAUGGUACCAAACAGCAAACUCCGUCACCAUCUCCCUUUUCGUCAAGGGUGUCCCCAAGGAAUCCACAACCGUCGAGCUUGAGAGUAACUCUUUAUCGAUAACCUUCCCACUACCUUCCGGCGCCGAUUUUAGUUUCACCCUAGACCCUCUAUUCGCUACAAUCAAUCCUUCAACAUCAUACUACAAAAUCCUCGGUACAAAAGUAGAAUUCACCCUUCAAAAGGUCGAAACGAAUAAAAAAUGGGCUAGUCUAGAAUCAACCACAGAACCGGCCUCGGGAACCUCCACAUCGACCUCUACUGCAAAGAAAGAGGAUAAACCGCCAGUUUAUCCAACUUCUUCUAAAACGGGUCCCAAGAAUUGGGAUAAAGUCGUCGAUGACCUUGCUCAAUCUUCGAAAAAGUCAAAGACGGCCAGCGGAGAGAAGGAAAAUCAGGAUGACGAUAAUAUCGACUACGCAGAUCUUAACGAAGAUGAAUUCUCAGCUGACCCCGUUAACGGUUUCUUCAAGAAGCUUUACAAAGACGCCGAUCCAGAUACUCGCCGUGCAAUGAUGAAGAGCUAUGUGGAAAGUAACGGAACGGCAUUGAGCACUAACUGGGGAGAAGUUGGGCGUGGAAAAGUAGAGACGAGUCCUCCAGAUGGAAUGGAGGCGAAGAAAUGGUAA